AUUUUGACGAUUCUCCUCAAGAGGAUUCUCAAGAGGAUUCUCAAGAGGAUUUCCAAGAAGAAUCUAGUUUAAGUUGUUUCAGAAAACGAAGUCAUGAUGAUAGAAAUAAUCCUUCUAAUGCCACUUUUAAACCUGCACCUAAAAAAAAAAAUCGAUCUAAAUAUAAAAGAAAUAAUGUGUGUCAAGUUGUCGUGAAAGUAAAAAGAAAAGAGCAGAAGUGUGGAAUGGAGUAUACUCACGAUGGGUCAACUUCUAACAUGAUUGCUUAUCUGUGUUCAGUUCACAACAUUGUAGAUGAUAGUAAAUUAAAAGCCGAAAUUCAACAAGCACGCCAAACUAAAUUGCAUGAAAUAAUCAAGGUUAAUGCUCUACAUAAAAAUGCCAAACAAUCAAAAAAUAGCAAAGCA
This is a messenger RNA of Racocetra persica, 407 nucleotides long. The record is from the annotation of a GenBank genome assembly. NCBI's taxonomy places the organism in Eukaryota, Fungi, Glomeromycota, Glomeromycetes, Diversisporales, Gigasporaceae.